Penicillium samsonianum is the source of this 1548-nucleotide messenger RNA. RefSeq lists its product as uncharacterized. The transcript is spliced from 2 exons. Bases 1 to 1548 code for a protein of 515 amino acids. The record is from RefSeq and is a predicted model, not a curated record. NCBI's taxonomy places the organism in Eukaryota, Fungi, Ascomycota, Eurotiomycetes, Eurotiales, Aspergillaceae.
AUGUUCAUUCCAGCAGACGCCAUUGUCCAAGAAGAGGCCCCUGAAUCGGUUUCCCCUCCUGCCAUCACGUCCAUCACCCCUCCACCAAGUGCCGAGACUGAAAACCCCACAGCCCACAUUUCUGUCUCGAUCGAUCCAAGUUCAGUAGGCGAAUCCGCGCCUGAGUAUUCACCCGCCCAGAAGGCUGAGUCUAUCCCCUUGGACCCAGGGCGGAAGGUCCACCAGGAGCUUAUCGAAGUGCCCUUCCAGGUGUACUCGGACGACGAUAACCUCCUCUCGGACCAUUCAUUUUUGGAAGAAUUGAGCUCAGCUACCGACAUGAACGCCAGAACGUUAUCCGUAAAAUUCCCCGCUGGGGAACAUGCCUGGAGGAAAUCGCGUGCGGUCUCAAGCCCGUAUACCCUUGUAUUCCCCUCAGUAAUGCAAGCACUCGGAGUGGCGAGAUCUGUCCCUAGCUCCAACUCUGAGAGCAGCCCGCCUACGCCGGUACUCAUGUCCAAGAAUACUAACGUCUCUCCUGGCAUCUCUAGCCGCAUCAAAGCUCUGGAAAAGUUCUCAAGUCUGGAAGGCACUUCUGCGGGCCCGCCUCCGGCUGUGGCCGGGCUGUCGGUCCCCUCCUCUUUCGAAAGCCUUUGCAAGCGUGUAUCCAUCUCGCCGCCCAACCGACACCAAGGAUCCAAUCUGACAAAUAUAUAUUCCCCCGACCUCCCCGCGAGCUUUACCAGUGCCCAAAGCGUGAAUCGACACGAUUCACCUCGCAUGUCUGGGGAUAUGCGCCGCGCGAACUCGGUUUCCGUUACGGCUCACAUCGUGCGUGAUGCAGAUAUAUUUUCUGGGUCUUCUGGAGUCCAGCUCUCAAAGUCCGAUGUCCACAACCUCCAGGCCAUUCCGCUGGCCGUGGAGUACGAGACCGCUGAAACUCCGUCUAGGGCAUCGACAGCCGAGCCUUUCAUGCGUCCAGAGGACCGAAGCACGCCGAUCCAAUCUGCUGGAUCUGGCCGCCAAGCACCAUCCCGUCUCACAAGCGCCUCUGUCUGUUCCCGCUCCAGAACCAAUGAAACCUUCCAAUCCGCAUCUUCCACAUCUGAAGACAAGAAGGCAUCCCGCGCCUCGCCCCUUAUGCGCCCCAUGCCCAAGCCCCCUGUAAACGAGGAAGACUAUGCCCCCAUCUUUGGCAACGGUUCUACCGAGGCUCUGGGAACCGCUGGCUUGCGUGCCUCGGAGCCUAUUGACAUUGGCGAGGUCAAUGUCCAGUUCCCAGAAACAUAUCUUUGGAAGCGCCGCAGCAUGCGCGUCGACGGGAACGGAUACGUUGUCCUCAAGUCUGGCACCGAUGAUGUUACCGCCCGGAACAUCACCAAAAGUUACCAUCUCACCAAGUUCCGGACCCCUUAUGUCCCCGAUGAAGAUAUGCAGGACCUGCCCAACAGCAUCUUGCUCGACUUCUUGGAUGGGAAUACGCUCCGGUGUGCUUGUGAAUCGCGACAGGGACAAGUGUCUGCUCUUCAGAGUAUCAUUUCCAGCAAAUCUUCCAACACUCGAGAAUAA